This is a messenger RNA of Ostreococcus lucimarinus CCE9901, 1680 nucleotides long. RefSeq lists its product with no specific name. The transcript has a single exon. The record is from RefSeq and is a predicted model, not a curated record. The annotation marks the transcript as partial. NCBI's taxonomy places the organism in Eukaryota, Viridiplantae, Chlorophyta, Mamiellophyceae, Mamiellales, Bathycoccaceae.
GUGACGACGCGAGCGACGACGGGGGAGGCGCUGCGAGCGCUGCUGGACGCGGCGAGCGCGAACGGGGAAGAGGGCGCGCGAAGCGUGGCGGAAGCGCGGGCGCUGAUCGAUCGCGCGCGGGCGGAACGAGCGCGGAGAGAGGUGACGGCGCCGACGAGCGCGCGAUUGGCGGCGCUGGAGGGCGAGGCGAGGGAGUUACGAGCCGAGGUGCGACGAUUGAAGGAUGAGAAUCGAGAGGCGAUCGAUGCGCUGCUCGAGGAAGCGGCGGAGUUGGCGGAACAAACGGCGCGGACGGAAGAAGUGGAGGGCGAACUCGAGGAGGCGCGACGAAUGAACGCGCGACUGGUGAGCGCGGCGAAGGAGCUCGCGGAGCUCGUGGACGACGGCGCGACGGAGGCUCUCGAGGCCGAUCUCGCGGUGAAAGAUGCGGAGAUUGAGGUCUUAAAGGCGAGCAUGCGUGAGCUUGAGCAUAAACUCGAGGAUCGCGACGCCUUGUUGGCGACGAUUCGCGGGUUGGAAAUCGAACUCGCCGACAGCGUCACGAACGCCGAGUUGAUGGAACUUGCCGCGGGCAAGCUCAACUCGCCCGAUUUGAUCAUCGCCCUGGAGGCCGAAAACAAAGAAAUGCGUGCACGCAUAGCCGCUCUCCUCGCAGACGGCGGAGAGCUUCCGGCGGUGACGAAGAAGUACGAGGCGGCGGCGCUCGAAGUCGUCACCCUCAAGUCGCGCAUUCGCCUGCUCGAGGUUCAGAUGGCUGACAUGGUCGAUCAAGAAGAGUUGAGCGAAAUUCUCGAGCAAGAACGAAGCAAAGACUCGGAACUCGCAGAAGUCACUGCACAAAAAGAUAGUUUAUUGAAGCGCAUUCGCGAAUUGGAGGUGGCGAUGUCCGACAUGGAGGAGGCCGACGUGUACCUCAAGGCGAAGAAGGAAGCGGAGUCGGCCAAGUUGCGCAACAUGGACUUGUCUACGCUCAUCGAAUCGCUCACCGCCAAGCUCGCGGAGCAAGUGGAUGCGACGCAAAAAGCAAAGAUAGUGACAGACGAGGCAUUGGCCAACGUUCGCGCCCUCGAAGGCGACAUGGCGUACAUGGAUUACGCUCCCGGUAUCGCGAGCGCGAUGAAGGCUGCGAAGCAAAUGGAGAGCGCUGCAGAACGCGCGGUCGAGCUCGCUGCUGGGCUCCAGCAGUUGGAAGUUGGCAUGACGAAGAAGAGCAGCAGUCGCAAGACGCCGUUCAAACGCGGUGGUGAGAGCUUUUCCCUUCGUAAAAAGGUCUUCAACGCGAGCGACGAGCAAGCGCCCGUCGACGGCGGUUUCAAACGCGCUCCUGCAGAAGCGUUCACCCUCCGCAAGCUCGACUUCACCAAGAUCAAGGCCGAGUCAUCCGUGAAUAAAAGUCCAUUCAAGCGCGCUCCGGAGAGUUCGUUCAAGCUGCGCAAGAUGACGUUCCCAUUCUCCGCUCGCACGGCCGCCGUGCCGAAGAGCGUGUUCCAGCGUACCGGCAACUUUGAGUUACGUCGGUUCAUCUUCACCUCCGAUCCCGUGGACGUCGUCGCAUCGGCGUCUUUCGAACGAAACGGUGAGUUUACUUUGAGAAAAUUAAAGUUCCCUCCGCCCAAUCGCGGCGCGGACGGCGUGAAAACCUGGGACCGAGGCGAGAAGGGAACCGUCUUCAAAUUUUAA